This is a messenger RNA of Daphnia pulicaria, 1726 nucleotides long. RefSeq names its product sorting nexin-4-like. The transcript has 8 exons. Bases 147 to 1472 code for a protein of 441 amino acids. Gene Ontology annotation, molecular function: phosphatidylinositol binding. Gene Ontology annotation, biological process: protein transport. NCBI's taxonomy places the organism in Eukaryota, Metazoa, Arthropoda, Branchiopoda, Diplostraca, Daphniidae. The record is from RefSeq and is a predicted model, not a curated record.
CGAUAAUGACACCUGUCAAUUCUCAAUUCAAAGAAUUUUGUGAGUUACGCUUUUACUAGAACUGCAAAUCACUUAUCAGCGAAUACUACGAGUUACGAAAGGGUUCCCUUCUCAAAUUCCCACCAAGUCAUUUCAAAGAUUUAGUCAUGCAAUCGUCUUCUUCUAACAUUGUCUCAAAUAACUGGGAGGAAGUGGAUAGCAAAGAGAUUAAAAACCUGGUAACUGAAACAAACGGGAAAAAGGAAAACAUUCUAAUCGGAAAAGAAGACGUGCUUCUUCACCAUUUGGAUAUAAGCAUUGUAGAAGCGGAAAAGCGCAUUAAUGGUCCACUAACUUUGAAAGAAUACUAUUCAGUCUAUCUCAUUGAAACAAAGGCCACUGAUAAGAACUGGAGAGGAGGGCUUUCCCCUACUGGUUCAGUUUGGAGACGCUACAGUGAGUUCGAAUUACUGAGGUUCCAACUAGAGAACAAGUAUCCUGAAGCAAUUAUCCCACCUUUACCUGAAAAAAAGGCGUCAUUCACUCGCCAAAGUCAAAGCAGUGAUAAUAUUGAUCCUGUAUUUGUUGAUCGUCGAAGAGUAGGAUUGGAGAACUUCCUCUUGCGUGUUGCCGCCCAUCCCAUUUUAUGCCACGACCAAGUCUUGCUCAAGUUUCUUCAAUCAGAUCGCGAGUGGUCAGAUCUCGACGUUAAUGCAGAUGGCGGGAAAUAUGUUCAGCAAGCAGAGUUCAAAUUGAAAUCUAUCAGCACCGCUUUGAGAUUGAAAAAACCCGAUGAUCAUAUGGAAGAAAUUCGCCACUACAGUUCAGAACUACAGUCAAGUUUGGGGAACCUGUUGAGGCUUCGCGUCCGUCUAGCCGAUCGUCUCUUUGCUAUCCACAAGCUACAUGCUAAUUAUGGAAGAGUUUUUAGUGAGUGGAGUGCCUUAGAGAAAACAAUGGGAGACGGUUUGCAGAAAGCUGGGCAUUAUAUGGAUUGUUACGCUGCAGCUAUUGACGCACACAUGGAAGAGGAAGAUAUUGUUGCAGAUCAGCUGAAAGAAUAUCUUUUCUUUGGUAAUGCAUUGCAAGGACUUAGCAGCCGGCACCAAAUGGCUCAACUUGAGGUCGAGAAAGCCGAAUCGCACCUGAAUUUGCAGCAGUACAACAAAAGCAGAUCGCUGGGACAGGAUGGUUAUCUCACCAAGCUUUGGGGGAAAUGGACUGGAACAACGGAAACACCAGAUGAUCGCCAGGCAAAAAUCGAAACAAUCGAGCGUAAUAUUGACGAAGCUCAAGUACUAGUACAAACAGCGUCUACCCAGCUUAGUCAGUUUUCCAAGCAAGCCGUUAAUGAGGUGGAGCGCUUCCACCAGCACAAAAACGCAAAUCUUCAGGAAUCGUUGGCCAAUUACGUCAUCCUUCAAAUGAAAUUGUCCAAAAUGGGUCUGCAAACUUGGAAACAUGUCAAGGAAGCCCUGGAGGAUCUGCCUUGAGAAACUGAUUAUAUGCUGAAAACUGUUCUCUCGUCUGUGAUUCUGUCUCGCCUCACAAAUUUCACCUUCUCAGCUGAUAAUCUUUAAUAAUCGAUCCGUUUUGGGAGAUAUUGUCUCUAAAUUUUCUCGGCCUUUGUUCGCACACCUUUUCCAUUCUGAAUUUGUCCACGUGUUCUCUAAUUGUUCUAGCCUUGGAUUUAAUUUGUUCCUCCAUGUCAUCAUAAUCUAUACUUUAUACAGAUUUAAAUACCGAA